This is a messenger RNA of Striga hermonthica, 1683 nucleotides long. NCBI's taxonomy places the organism in Eukaryota, Viridiplantae, Streptophyta, Magnoliopsida, Lamiales, Orobanchaceae. The record is from the annotation of a GenBank genome assembly.
AUGUACCGUUCUGGGGCUGCAACCCCUAAUCGAGGUGGGUUGCCAACAGACGGUGGAGAUUCUGUCGUGACACUCGACCAAAUCCCAUGUUGGAGUGACUCCGAAUUUAGAUACUCGUAUGGAAAUGAAGAUUCGGGCUUCCAGAAUUCUUGUUUUCCGGACCCUUUGACGUCUGCCUCUGAAGGAGAGAACAGCGGAAAUGGGAUGGUUUCCAGGUUUCCCGUUGACCGUGAAAUAAACUCGAAGAUUUAUCUUUGGAGAGGGAACCCGUGGAAUCUCGAGGUGGAUGCUGUAGUUAAUUCAACAAACGAGAACUUAGAUGAAGCUCACAGCAGCCCGGGGUUGCAUGCUGCGGCGGGACCAGGUCUGGCAGAAGAAUGUGCAACAUUGGGUGGCUGCCGAACAGGGAUGGCAAAAGUUACUAGUGCUUAUGACCUUCCAGCAAGGCGGAUUAUACAUACUGUUGGUCCUAAGUAUGCCGUAAAAUAUCAUACUGCUGCAGAGAAUGCUCUUAGUCAUUGCUAUCGGUCUUGCCUUGAACUUCUCAUUGAUAAUGGUCUCCGGAGCAUUGCUACGAGCUGUAUAUAUACAGAAGCUAAAAAUUACCCACGAGAACCUGCUGCACAUGUGGCCAUAAGGACUGUGAGACGAUUUCUGGAGAAACAGAAAGAUAAAGUGGAUGCAGUUGUAUUUUGUACUACAACUACAUCUGAUACGGAUAUAUAUAAAAGAUUGCUACCCCUUUACUUUCCACGUGAUAAACUCGAGGAAGAGGUUGCUAUUUCGAAACUUCCUGCUGAUGUUGGAGAUGAAAAUGGUGAAACGGUUAUAAAUGAACGCAAAAUCAGAAUAAAGCCAUUACCCAAUUUGAAGAAGACUAUUCCGAAAUCUCCUCAAUCCUCUUCAGAUCUUCAAGUCACAGAUAUUGGGUUGGCACGAAAGGACUCGUCUUACUUGGAUUCGUAUCUGGAUCCUUCUUUUAUGUCCUUGAUCAAGGAUCCAGAUCAAAGACGCCAAGAACAAUGGGAAAAGGCUGCCCAGGCUCGAAAUAGUUGGAAUUUCGCUAAGAUUCUUGGAUAUGGAGACCUUGGGGGUCCUCCUUUAUCUGCUGCUGAAGAAUAUUCUAUCCAUUCUAGAUAUCUUGCUAAAGCAAAUUCCCUUAAUCUUUCUGACAUUGCUGAAAUGAAAAUCGUAUAUCGAGGUGGGGUUGAUAGUGAAGGUCGUCCAGUAAUGGUGGUUGUUGGAGCACAUUUUCUCCUCAGAUGUCUUGAUCUAGAGCGGUUUAUUCUGUAUGUCGUGAAGGAGUUUGAACCCUUGAUACAGAAGCCGUACAGCAUAGUGUAUUUCCACUCUGCAGCAUCCUUGCAGAUGCAACCAGAUCUCGGGUGGAUGAAGAGAUUAGAGCAAAUUCUUGGUCGCAAACACCAGCGUAAUCUUCAUGCAAUAUAUGUCCUUCAUCCAACUUUUGGACUGAAAGCCGCAAUAUUCGCCAUGCAGUUAUUCGUAGAUAAUAUGGUAUGGAAGAAGGUGGUAUACGUUGAUCGUCUUCUGCAGCUGUUCAGAUAUGUCCCUCGCGAACAAUUGACUAUUCCUGAUUUUGUGUUCCAGCAUGAUUUAGAAGUGAAUGGAGGAAAGGGUGUUAUCAUGGAUCCAAGAACAAAAUACGUCUACCAAAGACCAUAG